This is a messenger RNA of Brassicogethes aeneus, 1387 nucleotides long. NCBI's taxonomy places the organism in Eukaryota, Metazoa, Arthropoda, Insecta, Coleoptera, Nitidulidae. The record is from the annotation of a GenBank genome assembly.
AAACUGUCAAAUGUCAAUUUUAAGGUUAAUUUACCAUAACCCACAAAUUAACCUUAAAAUUGACAUUUGAAAGUUUGAUGACAGCCCUGAAAGGUUUAAUUCUUACAAAAGAGGAGUAAGAAACCCAACGUUUAAAACGAUUAUUAAUCUGUAUAAACAGAGCACAAACCCAAAGCACAAGAAUUGUAAACAACAAAAAUGGCCGCCGUUAAACUGUGCAGUGUUGCAGCCACAGAACAUAAGGUUGCAGCAUUAACGGUUGCAGUGAUUUUUAGUAGAGCAAUAACAACAGCAAAACUAAAGGAAAAUAAUAAAAUAAAACAAUGGGCAAUACAUUCAUAUGGAGAUUUAGAGGAAUUACAGCUAAUGUCAUCAAGAGUACCAAUUAUUGAUAGCCCCAAUGAUGUACAAAUUGAAGUUAAAGCUGCUUCAGUUAAUCCCAUUGAUUUAAUGAUGAUGAAAGGGUAUGGAAAAACGUUAAUAUCAUUAAUUAGGAAAGAGAAUAUAGAAUUUCCCUUAACCUUUGGUAGAGAUUUUAGCGGAACAAUUGUGAGCAAAGGACACAAUGUUGAUACCUUUAAAAUAGGUGAUGAAGUUUACGGAUUUAUACCUCUUAACAAACAGGGUUCAUUCAAAGAAAUAAUAACUGCAGAUAAAUACCACAUACAGAAAAAGCCAUAUAAUUUAAGUCAUUUAGAAAGCUCAUCAAUAGUUUAUGCUGCUAUGACAGCUUAUAGUGCUUUAUAUCUUUUUGGAAAUAUGUGUAUGAAAAAUACAAAUAAUUUCAGGGUUUUGGUUUUAGGAGGGUCAGGAGGUGUGGGAACUUUAGCAGUACAAUUACUUAAAUCACAAAAUUGUACUGUGUACAGUUCUUGCUCUACAAAUGCUGUAGACAUGGUUAAAAACCUUGGGGCAGAUGUAGUUUUUGACUAUAAUGAUCCUGACUACCUUAAAAAUGUUUCUUGUGAAAAAUAUCACAUAAUUUUGGACUGUGCCAAAUUUGGAGUUGAAAAUGUGCCAUCAGAUUGGAGUUAUGAUCAAUUCAUAACUUUAAAUUCCCCUUUGUUAGUUAAUACUGACAAAAGUGGUUUGUUGUGUGGCUUUGCUGAAAGUGCUAAAUCUUUAUUUGAAACCAAUUUAAGUAAAGGUGGUAAACAAUGGAAAUGGGGAUUUUUUGUGCCAUCAAGUGAUGGGUUUAGAUUUAUUAAUAAUUUAAUACAAAAAGGACAAAUUAAACCUGUAAUUCAUAAAGAAUUUAAGUUUGAAAAUCUACCAGAAGCUUUUAAGUGUGUUGAGGAAGGGCAUCUAAGAGGAAAAGUUGUUGUCAGUAUUUAAUCCAGUUUAUUUAAUCAACUAUAUUAUUUUUUUCCAAUAAAACUACCUAUAA